GUCUAACUUAGAUAUGGAGAAUAUCAAAAGACAUUUGUACAUAACAAAAUCUAAAUUGUCCACCAGUCUGGACGUAGACCGGGACGUGCCGGAUCACACCUAAAUCCAAAUGAGGAAAAUUAAAAGAAUGAACUUUGAACUGGCCCGGUUCGGUUUUGACGGGAUUUCAACUCAAUACAGACCCGGACCAAAUGAUGCACGUUCAAAACCCUAGGGUUUAAUAUGUCCGCCGUUCCAGUGUGUCGGAGUUACAGUGCAGGCAUCAAUGGAGGAAGCCAAUGAGAAAUUGACUCUGGUGACAAGAAAAGCAUGUUUCGGACUACCCACUGCCUGCCCGAGCUGCUUGCCCGUUUAUAUUUACCUAAGGUUCUGCCAACGCCCCUUCGAUUUGGCCUUCAAUUCCCUUCACCCAGAUUCUGAUCAAAUACCUUAUGUUGAGUAUGGAACUUAUGUGGCCUACAAUAAUGAAAAGGGUGGUGUCAUUCAGAGUUUAAAGGAUGACGGUAUGAUCGAUGAUUUAGACUCUGCAGUACGCCACCGUCCAGAAUGGGCAUCAACGAUGGCUAUGGCGGAUUCAUGGCUUGCGGAUGCUCUUUUGUUUGAACUCUGGGUUGGGUCUGAUGUGAGUUCUGUGCAGAUUUAUUAUUCUGAUCUUCCUUGGCCAAUAGGAAAACUUCUAUACCUUAAGCAAGUUCAUGCUACAAAACAACAUCUUGGGAUAACAACUGAGAAUGCUGAUAAAAUAGAAGAAGAAAUUUACAGGAAAGCUUCCACUGCUUAUAGCGCUUUGUCAACAAUGUUAAGAGACCAAUCCUUUUUCAUUGAGAGGCCAACAAGUUUAGAUGCUGUUUUUCUUGGGCAUGCACUUAUUACACUAUAUGCCUUACCUGAUACUUCAGUGCUAAGAAGCAAGCUCUUGGAGUUUGACAAUCUUGUAAGAUACACAGAAAAUUUUAAAAUACAGUUCAUAGAUGCAAAUGAAUCUCCGUCUGUAUCUGUAUUGCAUACUGAUCCUUCUUCAUCAACUUCAAGACGUAGUUCAAAUUGGA
Molecule: messenger RNA, 1049 nt
Organism: Cuscuta campestris
Lineage: Eukaryota; Viridiplantae; Streptophyta; Magnoliopsida; Solanales; Convolvulaceae
Source: the annotation of a GenBank genome assembly